GUCACAUGCUAUAGUGAGGACUCAAAUGAGUCUUAUGGCAUAUCCCAUCAGCCGCUGACUGCGGUAUCAAGUUUUUGGGACGAACAAAAAUAUGCGGCAGCCAAAAACAAACUCUUAAACUCGUUAGAACAAAAUGACGAUUUCUUUGCGGACGGGCUAAAUGCAAAGGUCCAUUAUGACCAUGAUAACGAAGAGGACGAUUAUAACAAUGAUAACGAUGAUAAAUCUACGGAAGGGCUUAGUCAUUUCAUGCCCAAGUACGCGUCCGAGGAGAUGCUUCUUCGAUCAAGCCAAGGAAAGGGAUUCAAGAAUGAUUCCAAUUCAUGCAGCAGUAGUAAUAAUUAUGAGGGAAUUACUGACGAAUUCAGCAGUUAUGAUAGUUUCAAAUGUUCUUCUUAUAAAUUAGAGACUGGAAGCCAUCGCAGGACAAAAGCACUUAAUGCAAUAAAACCUAAUAAAUUUAAUUUCCAAAAAUCAAGUGGCAGGGAAAAGUACGAUAUUCCCAUUGGAAUAUCCGGGA
Plasmodium inui San Antonio 1 is the source of this 520-nucleotide messenger RNA. RefSeq lists its product as hypothetical. NCBI's taxonomy places the organism in Eukaryota, Apicomplexa, Aconoidasida, Haemosporida, Plasmodiidae. The transcript has a single exon. The annotation marks the transcript as partial. The record is from RefSeq and is a predicted model, not a curated record.